Molecule: messenger RNA, 1832 nt
Organism: Exophiala dermatitidis NIH/UT8656
Lineage: Eukaryota; Fungi; Ascomycota; Eurotiomycetes; Chaetothyriales; Herpotrichiellaceae
Exons: 1
Coding region: 758-1321 (187 amino acids)
Source: RefSeq, a predicted model, not a curated record
GCGCGGUUAGAAGCCAGAAAGAGGGUAUAAACUCUGUCCGCCGCCCUGCGCACGAGACUAUCGUGCCCAUUCAUACUAAUGUCCUACCUUGAAAACUGCUGUGCGUUGAAGGCGAGCGUCUCCUGUACAGAGAUGGCUUUUACGCAGGUGCUCUGUUAAUGUUGCAGACAUGUGGAUUGAACAGGGGUAUUCGAUUCUGCACCCAACGCUCAUUUUCACAUUACAACAAACGAGGUGGCUGUAGUGUUGGACAUCUUCGACAUACCGGCCCAUUCUUCUCCCACGACAACAUCCCGGUCCAAUGCUCAGGACUGAGAAUCAACAAUGCGAUUCUCAAGCGCUAGUAUCGCAGUUGGUAGUAAGGUUAGAAGGAGGAAAGGGUGGAGAUUGCCUUCCGGGGGGUCGGACCCUCCCGUAUCGUUCAUCACAAUCCCAACGCUCCCUCAACUUGCAGGUCGGCCUGGUCUCGAGGGCGAGACGCGGCCGUAGCGAUCAUAUAUUGAGUCAUUACCAACUGCCGCCUGGAGAGUUCACAUCAUACAAACAACUCGGUUUGUAGUCGAUUGGAGGCAUCGCCACGCCCUGAUUUGGCCACUCUCCCAGCGAGGUUCCUUUGGAUUAGUACCAGAGCCAGGUAUCGCAAUGAUACAAGCGGGCUUGCAAGCAGGAGAAUUGUCGCUAACGCUGAAAAACAUGGGCGAUAACCUGUGAUGCGUUCACCGCUCUUGAAGAAAGAAUUGAGAGGCCCCUGCAAUCCAUGUGGUGCCAACUGGCAUGUGCUUUGCGAAUGACUCCGACGGCUUGCGUCGCUUCGCGAGAUGACCUGAAAGCCCGAUCACCUGGUAAGAGUGCGGUGACUCCAUCGUCACGCAAACAACAGCGUACCAUCCUCACACAAUUAUGCCCAGUUUCGGCUAGAGUGACAGUGGAGAUGACUCUUUCAAGUUGGGCUCGAGAAUUGGGCUCGAGAAGGGACGUCGUCGGGUCGGGGCGAAGCGACAUGACGCAGCGGCGGCCAUGCAAGUCUGCCUCAUUUCAAACGGGAAUGAUCAAUUGGAUUGGGUGCUUUUUACAGCGAAAUGCUGCAGGCCUCCACUCAGUCAGUUUCUUCGAUGCAAAACAAACGGUCAAAGCGAGUUGUUGUACUGCCAAUGGUGAAGGACGAAGUGAUGCUGCCCAAGCCUUGCCAAGGCUAAGCUCCAGCAGCGAUGAGCUGGCGCCCUCUCACUCGUUGCUUGCCCAACACUCAGCCCAAACGGGAGCCAUGCUAUCAUCGAGUGUUGGAGAACUAGGACUGCCAGAACUGUAUGGUACAGUGUAGGACUGUUUCAUGACGGUAGGUACUGUAUCGAUGGAGGUCGCCAGAGGUCGGAGGAUUUUGUCGAUAGUCGUUUGAGGACAACCAUUAUACACCAAGCAGGCCGCCAGAAAGGACAACAAUACAACGAGCAAAGUGCGAAGCUCAGUUUGAGAGGCUCGAACCUGGUUCAGGAUUGUUUGGCGGCUGCAUGUGGCUCUCAGGUGCGCAUCACCUUCUGGUGUGCUUGUAUGAUUUGUGGCAAACUGCAGCUCAACCCGUUGCGAGUGAUAGUCAGCAAAGACGAAACGCCAUAUUGGAUCUCGAUGAAUUGUUAGUUAGUCGAGCCUGAUUUGUCUCAAACAGGACGAUAUGGUUUUGGCUUGCCGCACGCUUUGUAGUCCAUAAUGCAAUGAAUGCCAGGGGGUGGGAAGGCCUGCUGCGCUUCUCAACCGGGCACAAAUCGACAGGAGUCGAACAAGGCUCCAUCGUGCAUACGACCCGACUAAUUGGAUCUCGACGACCGACAGUGCAU